Molecule: messenger RNA, 2369 nt
Organism: Fusarium redolens
Lineage: Eukaryota; Fungi; Ascomycota; Sordariomycetes; Hypocreales; Nectriaceae
Product: DNA lyase
Exons: 6
Coding region: 296-2191 (631 amino acids)
Biological process (GO): base-excision repair
Cellular component (GO): nucleus
Molecular function (GO): phosphoric diester hydrolase activity; zinc ion binding; DNA-(apurinic or apyrimidinic site) endonuclease activity
Source: RefSeq, a predicted model, not a curated record
CGCGACCUUUUACUUCGGGUGUCUUGUUCUUGAACGACAAUAACUUGAGCCCCACCACUCUCACGCUUCUGAAUCCUUUUUCAGGGCUUAUAUGCGACGUUUUCUUACCAAUCUGUCUCUCUAUAGCUGCCAAUUCACCCUCUUUCUCAACUUAUCGCGAAGUCUCUCUAUCUUUCAACUCAUGGUAUUCAGAUCCUCAACACCACGAGAUGAGAUGUGAGACACCCAUCAGGGCUGUUUCUGAUAUUUCAUGAGGCUUUUCAGCACUAAAUUCUACAUCUCAUAAGCUGCAAUCAUGGUGUUUCGGAUAACCACCUGGAAUGUCAAUGGCAUCCGAAAUCCUUUCGGUUAUCAACCUUGGAGAGAAAAGAGAACCUUCCAAGCUAUGUUCGAGAUUCUUGAAGCAGACAUUGUUGUUAUGCAAGAAACCAAGAUCCAGCGAAAGGACCUUCAAGAUGACAUGGUUCUCGUUCCCGGCUGGGAUGUCUUCUUCAGCUUGCCAAAGCACAAGAAAGGAUACUCUGGAGUCGCUAUCUACACACGUAACUCAAAAUGCGCGCCGAUACGAGCAGAAGAAGGCGUCACCGGCAUCUUGACACCUCCCAAGUCUACAACCAGAUACCGCGACCUCCCUGAAGACCAGCAGAUUGGCGGCUACCCCCGACCCGAUCAACUUGACGGCAUCACCGACGAAGCGACUCUUGACUCUGAAGGCCGCUGUGUCAUUCUCGAGUUCCCCGGCUUCGUGCUCUUUGGAGUCUACAGCCCCGCUACCCGUGAUGAGACUCGUGAUGACUUUCGCAUUGGUUUCUUCCAAGCACUGGAAGUGAGAAUACGCAACUUGGUCGCCGCAGGCAAGCAGGUCAUCCUCACGGGUGAUCUAAACGUCGUCCGUUCCGAGCUUGACUCAACCAAUGUUUCAGAGACACUACGCAAGGAAGGGAUUGAACUCAGCGACUGGAUGAACGCACCUGUGCGGCGCAUCUUCAACCAACUCAUAUUUGAGGGAAGUGUGAUAGGCGAGAGAGACGAAGGCCGUGAAAAGCCUGUUCUCUGGGACCUCUGUCGUUGCUUUCACCCGGAGCGAGUGGGGAUGAAUACAUGUUGGGAUACCAAGCGGAACACACGACCUGCAAACAACGGCAGCCGGAUUGACUACGUGUUGUGCAGCGAUGGCAUCAAGAGCUGGUUCAACUACUCCAAUAUUCAAGAGGGUCUGAUGGGAUCUGAUCAUUGCCCGGUCUUUGCGACCUUGUCGGACAAAGUGACAGUGGGCGACAAAGGGUGUGCGUUACUCGAGAUGAUGAACCCCCCGGGUAUGUUUAAGGGGGGCGAGCGUCUACGAGACUGGAGUCCAAAGGAUCAUCUUCCUUUGUCUGCAAAGCUUAUACCAGAUUUUGACCGCCGGCAGAGCAUCCGCGAUAUGUUCACAAAGAAAGCCGCCCCUCCACGAGAGUUGACAAACACAGACUUACCUGCAGAGCCCUUGAAGAACGGAAAUAGUAGCGCCUCAGGGUCACUCGACAAAGCAGACGAAGCUUCAGGGUCACAGACCAACAUCGCCUCCACACCGAGGCUGGGAGAGACUACCAACACAACCAAGCUUUCAGCAUCUCAGCCUAGCUCCAAAAGACCUGGAACGGCCGCUGACACGACGAGUCGACCGUUUAAGAAGACCAAGUCUUUGACAAGCGCCAACGACACCAAGAGCAAGGUGGCGCAGGGCCAACGAACAUUACAGGGAUUCUUCAAGCCAAAGGCUCCCGCGGCUCAAGAUGGUAAGGCAGAGCUAGUAGCGGCAAGUUCGACGCCAUCUACAACAAAGAAACCUACAGGAUCAGGAAAAGCGCCAGCAAGCGCGCAGAGACUAUCGAAUACCCCGCAAGCUACACUUUCAGAAAAGUCAUCACCAACAGUCCCUCUACGCGGCAAGGAUCCCGACCCCUCCGACAGGGUGUUUGACCCGAUCGAAGCCAAGGAGUCGUGGUCUAAGCUGCUGGGCAAGAGGGUUGCACCAAGAUGUGAACACGACGAACCCUGCAUCAGCUUCACCACCAAGAAGCCCGGAGUCAACUGUGGUCGAAUGUUCUACAUCUGUCCGCGACCGCUAGGACCAUCAGGUGAGAAGGAGAAGAACUCGGAGUGGCGCUGCAGUACAUUCAUAUGGAGCAGUGAUUGGACUGGCUCAUGAUGGGAACUCGGGGAGCUGGGAGUGCAGGAGCCUGGUUGGGAAUUUUGUACAUACACUACGUUAAGAGCUGUACGGUAGAGAACUGAUAUGUGUUAAGAUUAAUAGUACCAAGUAGUCAUGUCACCGAUAGCAUCGUAAGCACAAUAAAGUUGAGUCUUUAGUCUCUAUUGUAUUUCCU